Messenger RNA from Labeo rohita (rohu), 4206 nucleotides. RefSeq names its product L3MBTL histone methyl-lysine binding protein 1b (gene l3mbtl1b). Bases 304 to 2676 code for a protein of 790 amino acids. NCBI's taxonomy places the organism in Eukaryota, Metazoa, Chordata, Actinopteri, Cypriniformes, Cyprinidae. The transcript is spliced from 21 exons. Gene Ontology annotation, molecular function: protein binding; zinc ion binding. Gene Ontology annotation, biological process: regulation of DNA-templated transcription. Gene Ontology annotation, cellular component: nucleus. The record is from RefSeq and is a predicted model, not a curated record.
UGGAAAUGGCUGGAACUGCAAACGCCGCGCAGCUGUUUCGUAAGUUGCGGGCGUUUAUCAGCCGCAGUCAAAACACAGUUUUCGAAACGAAAUUGAUAUAUUGGAAUACUGAAAACGACCGUCUUUGUGUACUAAAACAAUGUGUGCGGAUCUACCUAUUUAAAAACGUCUCGGUGAAUUUCUUCUACCGUUGCCAGAUGGAAGUGAUUAUGAUUAAGUCUGACAUCAGAGGACAAUGAUCGGUUUUCCACAACUCAAGUCAUUUUUGUAUCAGAACGUUAUGGAGAUCAAGAUUUUGUAAAGAUGGCAGAGACAUCUACGAGUGAUGGUCCUGCCACAGGAGCCGAUUUUGACAUGAUGAGCGCCCUUGACUGGAAAGACGGCAUAGCCACGUUGCCUGGCAGUGAUAUUCGGUUUCGGAUGACUGAGUUUGGCACCCUGGAGAUCGUCACAGAGGUGGAGCCCAAAGUUAAAGAGGCGGAGCUUACAAGCCCACAGUCUCAAACUACAAGCACCAACAAUAGUCAUUCUCUUGAGCAAAACAAAACUUCAAAUCAGACUGCAAAGCCCCAGUCGAAUACAGAGCAUCCGACAAGUACUGUGGUUUCCACUGACCCUCACAAGCAGGCAGGGGCAAACAACACUAAGAGCCCCAUUGCUGUGGAAAGCCCCAGUGUGAGUACAGUGCCCAAUGCGAUUGUUCCCAUGACUGAGGCGACUGCAAACUGCAGGUCAUGUGGUCUCUCUGGUUCACGCGAAUCCUUUGUACAAGGCAAAUUUUGCAGCGCUUCUUGCGUACAGCCCUCCAGUGGCAGGUCAACCCCAGCUGAGGCUGUCGAAGGAGAGCGUUUAGGUAAACGUGUGAGAAAGAAGAAAAAGAUGUUUAUGGAAUCUGGAGAUGAAGAGGAGGACAACAUAGAGGAGGAAGAGGAGAAGGUUAAAUCCUCAAAGGGAAGACGAGCAGCUAAAGUUGCUAGACUAGUGACAGCACCUCUUGUUAAGAAGAAAAACUGGAGUUGGUCAGCAUACCUGGAGGAGGAGAGAGCCGUUGCCGCUCCCAUGAAACUUUUUAAGGAGCACCAGUCAUUUCCUCAAAGCAGGAACGGAUUUAAAGUUGGCAUGAAGUUAGAGGGAUUGGACCCCUGUCACCCUGCUCUCUUCUGCGUUUUGACCGUUGCAGAGGUGCAAGGCUACAGGAUUCGGCUUCACUUUGACGGUUACCCUGAGUGCUAUGACUUCUGGGUAAAUGCUGACUCAUGGGAUGUGAAACCACCAGGCUGGUGUGAGAAAACUGGCCUCAAGCUAUUGCUGCCAAAAGGCUGCAGAGAUGGAGAGUUUAACUGGAACACAUAUGUAAAGAACUGUAGGGGUCAGCUGGCCCCCAAACAUCUCUUCAAGAGUCUUAAUACAUCGGUCACACCGUCAGGAUUCCGUGCGGGGAUGAAGCUGGAAGCCGUUGACAGGAAAAACCCAUCACUCAUCUGCGUCGCAACCAUUGCUGCUGCUGUUGACAACCGGCUCCUCAUUCACUUUGACAACUGGGAUGAUUCAUAUGAUUAUUGGUGUGAUGCCAGCAGUCCAUACAUUCAUCCAGUAGGUUACUGUGAGGAGGCUGAGUUAACACUCACUACACCUGCAGAUUAUAAGCCACCCAAGGUUUUUACUUGGGAAAAGUAUCUUGAGGAAACUGGAGCCCAGGCUGCACCAGCAAGAGCCUUUAAACAGAGACCACCGCAUGGCUUUCAAGCUGGGAUGAAACUGGAGGCCGUGGACAAACGUAAUGCCAUGCUUAUCCGUGUAACCACCAUCUCUGAUGUAGAAGACCACAGAAUCAAGGUCCAUUUUGAUGGCUGGAGUGAUGAAUAUGAUUAUUGGCUAGAUGCUGAUAGCCCUGAUCUGCACCCAGUAGGCUGGUGUCAGAAGACAGGUCAUCCUCUACAACAACCCAACGGUCCCAGAGAUUCUCCAGUGCCUCCAGGACAAGGCUGCCCAACCCCAGGAUGCAACGGAGUAGGACACAUUAGAGGACCUCGGUAUGGAACACAUUACACGGCAGUGAGCUGUCCAUACUCAGAUCUGAAUUUGAAUAAGGACGGGCUGGUGCCGGACAGACUAGGCGGGGAGAGGCCGGUCACGCUCAGUGGACCCCCGCGCCACCGGCGUGCAGAAACACUCACUCAGACGCAUCCUCCCACACCCACCGCCAGCACCCCUGAACCCCCUGACACCACCACGGACGCCUGUCCACAAGCUCGCCCAGUCCGUGAGCACGUUGUGUCUGCCAGUGCUCCCAAAUGUGUCAAGCCACCUCAAGUGAAGCAGGAAGGUGACGGGAAAGAUUCUCUUCAGCAGUUCCUGCAUGAGUCUGUGUUUUGUGGAUGGGAGCCACCGAGGUUUCAUCUGUGUUGGGAAAAGCAUGGCAAACUCUUGCCUGAAGCUUUAGGCCUCACUGCCAAGAGAGUGGCCAAAUGGAACACAGAAGAGGUGGCAACUUUUGUAAGAGGGCUGCCUGGCUGCAGAGAGCAUGCUGCAACCUUUAGGAAGGAGCAAAUUGACGGCGAGGCCUUCCUGCUCCUUACUCAAUCAGACAUUGUUAAGAUUCUGAGCAUCAAGCUAGGACCUGCUUUAAAAAUUUAUAAUUCGAUCCUCAUGCUGAAGAGCGCAGAUGAGGAGUAGACAACUCACAGUGACUGCUGCUCCAUCAAACAACAUGUUUGAAAGUUGCUCUCGCCCCCACCGAUGUGUCCAGCAGACUAACAAAUGAUGGACUGAUGGACAUUGACAGAAUCAGCCAAUUCAACAAACUUCAUGUGAUCAGAAAUAUCACAGCUAUAGAUUUGAUAUCUCUGCACUCGCUCUAAAUUAGAACUCGUAUUCUCUUUUGAAAUCGAUCGUUUGAUUCGUAUUAGACUCUGGGAGGGGUGAGUACACUACACUGAGGCACCUUAAAUUGUUGAAAACUUAACUGGAUUCUUUCAUUGUUAAUAUUUAUGUUUUUAUGACGGCUAAUUAUGGCAUGAUGGUGGAGCUUUUACUUGAAAUUUAUUUUUUUGUCUGUAAAAAUGCAAAAAGACCUGUGUUUGUAAUUGAACACACAUCCUAAAUAAUCCAAAUGAGCCUGUUUGAGACCACUAGAGGGCAGCAGGAUUGUGUGUGUGCGUGUGUGCGAGUGUGAAACACUUUUGCAAGCAUGUGUGAGUGAGAAAAAUGUAUAAUAGUUUGCUUGCAUAUAAUGUCAGGGAAUUCUUGCUCUGGGCAAACCUGGAAUUGAAUGUCUCAGUUUGUAUUUACUUAUGAAAUGUUUGAUCUUGUAAAUUGCAUUUGUAAAUUGAGGAAAUUGUAUAGUGAAUUGGACAGUGUGCUGACUCAGUAGACACUGCAAAUAGAGUUAGGAAUAGAAAUGAGGGUUGUGUGUGUGAGUGUGUGUAUUUUAAGCCUCUGAGACCCUGACAUUUGCCUUGUACAUGCAUUCCUGAGUACUAAGAUAUUUUGUUAUGUCCUUCACUGAGCAAAAAGCUUUUUGUACAUCUCUGACCUGCUGUAUAAUACAGCUGUAAUUCUCAGCUACGCUACAACUGAUUUUACAUGUUGGAGUCACAUCGUUUUCAUGUACUGGUUUGGAUUUGCAGUGCUUCUCAAAGCUGUUGUUAUACGCACAUGCAUAUGGAGGUUUGGUCGUGUGGCAUUAGGUUUGGAAACUGGAUAAAAAAUUGAAAAUGGGUGUACAAAAACUAAAAUACUGAAAUAAUCUGCAGAUGCAUUUGGAUGAUGAUUGAAACCAAGAUUUAGGGAAUCCUCAUUGCAGUGGUUAGGGUCAAGGAUGGGUUUACAUCAGAUUUUGAUUGUUUUCUUUGGUUUGUGUGCGUGUUUGUAGAUUAAAUGUCUCUGUCAGCAGACUCUUGUUUGUGUGACUGAUUGUGUGUUUCUGAGUUUAUUUUCUCGUACAGUCUCGAAUGGAUGAAUGAGAUUGAAAGAGAAUAAAUAAGGAUUUCCAACAAAGCUGUUGUAUUAUUAUUAUUUUUUUUUUUUUUGGAGUCUUGUCAUUUUAAUGGAUGCUUAAAGAAUUCUAUCAUAUCCCACAUGCCUUUCUUUACCGAAAUGAAAUUUUCAAUGGUAAUGCUUAUGAAGAAGCUCAGUGGAUUUUCUUUUGUGUCUGUUGUAUGCAAACAUGCUGUAUUUGAGAGAAAAAAAAUUGUUUGGACUUUU